AUAUAUUUUUAAUUGCAUAUAUAUAAGAGCAAAAAGAUCUAUGGUGUAAGGGUCUUGAGUACUCUUGAGUUGUGAGUUUUUAAGAUAUUGAGAAAAUAAUGAGUAGUGAAGGAAAUAAGGUAGUGUGUGUAAGUGGAGCAACAGGUUUCAUAGCUUCAUGGCUUGUGAAACUCUUAUUACAACAUGGAUACACUGUCAAAGCCUCGAUUCGUAACCCAAUAGAUGAUUCAAAGAAGAUAGAACACUUGGUUUCAUUAGAUGGAGCUAAAGAAAGACUUCAUCUAAUUAAAGCAAAUUUAAUAGAAGAUGGAUCUUUUGAUGAAGUGGUUGAUGGAUGUGAAGGUGUUUUUCACACAGCUUCACCUGUUUUGUUUUCAUCUACUGACCCAAAGAAAGAACUACUUGAUCCAGCAGUGAAGGGAACACUUAACAUUCUGAGAUCAUGUGUGAAACUUGGAUGUGUGAAGAGGGUGGUUCUAACAUCUUCCAUGGCUGCAGUUAUGUAUAAUGGAAAAUCUUUGAAUAACCCUAAUGUAGUUCUUGAUGAAACAUGGUUUUCAGAUCCUCUCUAUUGUGAGGAGUUGAAGAGUUGGUAUGCUCUUUCAAAAAUAUUGGCAGAAAAGGCUGCUUGGGAAUUUGCAAAGGAAAACAAAAUUGACUUGGUCACAUUACUUCCAACCUUUGUUAUUGGUCCAGCCUUAUCACCCACUCUUUGUCAAAGUGUAGAGAUGAUUUUGAAUCAAAUAAAGGCUCAAACAUUCCCCAAUAGAGUUUAUAGCUAUGUUGAUGUGAGAGAUGUUGCAUUGGCACAUCUUCAAGCAUUUGAAGUUGCUUCAGCUAAUGGAAGAUACUGUUUAGUUGGACAUACUCUCCACAUUUCUAAGGUUAUGAAGAUUUUAAAAGAGCUCUAUCCGGCUUUAACCAUUCCCGAAAAAUGUGAAGAUGAUAUGCCUCUCAUAACAUCAUGCCAAAUAUCAAAUGAGAAAGUAAUGAAUUUGGUCAAAAAUUUCAUUCCUUUAGAAGUGAGUCUACAUGACACUAUUGAAGACCUCAAGGCAAAAGGAUUAUUUCAUUAACUUAAGCUUUCCAAGUAAUAUUUAACAAUGAAAAGGGAUAUCAUAUACAUAUGCAUAUAAAUGUAUAUGUUUAUAUAUAAUUAUAUAUAUAUAUAUAUAUAUAUAUAUUUAUCUAGAUUGAAUAAAAGUUACUGAAAAAUAAGGCAUCCUUCUUCUCAUCAUUUUUCUUUAUGAACACUUUUGACUUUUGUUAAUACCUUCUUUGUGGCAUUCAAAUUAAGAAGCUUGAUUAGCUAUUGAUGAUUUUA
Messenger RNA from Cannabis sativa, 1324 nucleotides. Its product is annotated as phenylacetaldehyde reductase. Gene Ontology annotation, molecular function: oxidoreductase activity, acting on the CH-OH group of donors, NAD or NADP as acceptor. The transcript has 6 exons. The record is from RefSeq and is a predicted model, not a curated record. NCBI's taxonomy places the organism in Eukaryota, Viridiplantae, Streptophyta, Magnoliopsida, Rosales, Cannabaceae. The coding region runs from base 99 to 1076 and encodes 325 amino acids.